AUGCGUUACACUAUCGUCGCCGCCGCUGCCUUCUCGGCUCUGGCUUCCGCCUCCAGCACUGCCAACCCCUUCAGCAACCCCACCGGUGGCUAUGUUUUCACUGCUGGAGAUUCCACCACCCUGACCUGGGACCCUACCACCAGCGGCACUGUCUCCCUGCGUCUGCAGUGGGGUUCCGUGACCACCGCCGAGUCCGGUGAUGCCAUUGCCUCUUCCAUUGACAACAGCGGCACCUACACCUGGGAUGUCCCCACUGAUCUGAUUGAGGACCAGGAGUACACCAUCGAGAUCCUGGACGACAGUGACGCCGAUGACUACAACUUCCUGCCUUACUUCACCGUCGCCGGCGCUACCGCUACCGCCUCUGCUACUGCCACUGCCACCAGUGCUGUUGUUUCCACCACCAGCUCUGCUACCUCGACCUCUACUGCUUCGUCUUCCUCCAGCACCAGCAGCUCGUCCACCAGCAGCACCAGCAGCUCUAGCGCCGCUACCACCUUGACCACCCAGUCCAGCACCUCGGCCUCUACCAGCGCUUCCACCAGCGCCUCCAAGUCUGCCACUACCAGCUCUGCCUCUGCCACCACCGACUCUGCCACCACCUCUGCCUCCCAGACUGCCGUUCCCACCAACGCUGCUGGCAUGAACCGUGUCUCUGGUGGUUUGCUGGCCGUCGUUGCCGGUGUUGCUAUGCUCCUGUAA
Molecule: messenger RNA, 702 nt
Organism: Penicillium verhagenii
Lineage: Eukaryota; Fungi; Ascomycota; Eurotiomycetes; Eurotiales; Aspergillaceae
Product: GPI anchored serine-threonine rich family protein
Exons: 2
Coding region: 1-702 (233 amino acids)
Source: RefSeq, a predicted model, not a curated record